AUGGCGCGGCCGGUCCGGGGAGCGUUCGGGGCCCCGCGCCGCCCGCCUGGGCUUUUUUGGCUGCUGGUGCUGGUGCUGCGGCUGGAGCUGGCGAAGGCUGCGGCUCCGCGCUCGCCCUGCGCCGCUCCCUGCACUUGCGCCGGGGACUCGCUGGACUGCGGCGGGCGCGGGUUAGCGGCGCUGCCCGGGGACCUGCCGGCCUGGACGCGGAGCCUAAACCUGAGUCACAACAAACUUUCUGAGAUUGACCCUACUGGCUUUGAAGACUUGGUGAAUCUACAGGAAGUGUUCCUCAAUAACAACGAGUUGACAGCCAUACCUUCCCUGGGUGCUGCAUCAUCUCAUGUCGUCUCUCUCUUUCUGCAACACAAUAAGAUUCGCUGCGUGGAUGGGAGCCGGCUGAAGGCCUACAUUUCCUUAGAGGUGCUGGAUCUGAGUUCGAACAACAUCACGGAGAUCCACAGCACCUGCUUUCCGCACGGACUGCACAUUAGGGAGCUCAACCUGGCAAGCAACCGGAUUGGCACCCUAGAGUCGGGAGCAUUUGAUGGUCUGUCACGGUCACUGGUAAUGCUUCGCCUGAGCAAAAACAGGAUCACCCAGCUUCCUGUGAAAGCAUUCAAGCUACCCAGGCUGACACAACUGGACCUCAGUCGGAACCGGAUUCGGCUGAUUGAGGGCCUGACGUUCCAGGGGCUCGACAGUUUGGAGGUGCUGAAGCUUCAGCGAAACAACAUCAGCAAGCUGACCGACGGGGCCUUCUGGGGGCUGUCCAAGAUGCACGUGCUGCACCUGGAGUACAACAGCCUGGUGGAAGUGAACAGCGGCUCGCUCUACGGCCUCACCGCCCUGCACCAGUUCCACCUCAGCAACAACUCCAUCUCUCGGAUCAACCGGGACGGCUGGAGCUUCUGCCAGAAGCUGCAUGAGCUGGUUCUGUCCUUCAACAACCUCACCCGGCUGGACGAGGAGAGCCUGGCCGACCUGAGCAGCCUGAGCAUCCUGCGCCUGAGCCACAACGCCAUCAGCCACGUCGCCGAAGGCGCCUUCAAGGGGCUCAGAAGCCUUCGGGUUCUGGAUCUGGACCAUAACGAGAUUUCGGGCACAAUAGAGGACACCAGUGGCGCUUUUACGGGGCUCGAUAGGCUCAGCAAGCUAACUCUGUUUGGAAACAAGAUCAAGUCCGUGGCUAAGAGAGCAUUCUCGGGGCUGGAAGGCCUGGAGCACCUGAAUCUUGGAGGGAAUGCAAUCAGAUCUGUCCAGUUUGAUGCCUUCAUGAAGAUGAAGAAUCUUAGAGAGCUCCAUAUCAGCAGUGACAGCCUCCUGUGUGACUGCCAGCUCAAGUGGCUGCCCCCGUGGCUACUGGGAAGAAUGCUGCACGUCUUCGUGACGGCCACCUGUGCCCACCCGGAAGCGCUCAAGGGCCAGAGCAUCUUCUCUGUGCCACUGGAGAGUUUCGUGUGUGAUGACUUACCAAAGCCGCAGAUCAUCACACAGCCAGAGACGACUGCGGCCGUGGUGGGCAAGGACGUCCGCUUCACGUGCUCAGCAGCGAGCAGCAGCAGUUCGCCCAUGACGUUUGCCUGGAGGAAGGACAGUGAGGUUCUGGCCGAUGCCGACACGGAGAACUUCGCACACGUCCGUGCACAGGACGGGGAGGUGAUGGAGUACACCACCAUCCUGCACCUCCGUCGCGUCACGUUCGGGCACGAGGGCCGCUACCAGUGUGUCAUCACCAACCACUUCGGCUCCACCUACUCGCACAAAGCUCGGCUCACUGUGAACGUGUUGCCGUCAUUCACCAAAACGCCCCACGACAUUGCCAUCCGGACUGGCGCCAUGGCCCGCCUUGAGUGCGCUGCCGCUGGCCACCCCAACCCCCAGAUCGCCUGGCAGAAGGAUGGAGGCAUCGAUUUCCCUGCUGCUCGCGAACGACGUAUGCAUGUCAUGCCAGAUGACGACGUGUUUUUCAUCACUGACGUGAAAUCAGAUGACAUGGGGGUUUACAGCUGUACUGCCCAGAACUCGGCCGGCUCCGUUGCAGCUAACGCCACGCUGACUGUCUUAGAAACCCCGUCCUUGGUGGUGCCCUUGGAGGACCGGGUGGCGUCCAUGGGGGAAACAGUGGCUCUCCAGUGCAAAGCGACCGGAAGCCCUCCCCCGCGCAUCACCUGGCUCAAGGGGGACCAGCCUCUGAGCCUCACUGAGCGGCACCACUUCACCCCCGGCAACCAGCUGCUCGUCGUUCAGAACGUGGUGGUGGAGGACGCGGGCCAGUACACCUGCGAGAUGUCCAACACCCUGGGCACGGAGCGUGCGCACAGCCAGCUCAGCAUCCUGCCCACGCCGGGCUGCAGGAAGGACGGGGCCACCGUGGGCAUCUUCACCAUUGCGGUGGUGUGCAGCAUCGUCCUGACGUCCCUCGUCUGGGUGUGCAUCAUCUACCAAACCAGGAAGAAGACUGAGGAGUACAGCGUCACCAACACAGAUGAAACCAUUGUGCCACCAGAUGUUCCGAGCUACCUCUCCUCGCAGGGGACCCUUUCUGAUCGGCAAGAAACCGUGAUCAGGACUGAGGGGGGCCACCAGGCCAAUGGGCACAUCGAGAGCAAUGGUGUCUGUCCAAGAGACGCAAGCCACUUGCCAGAGGCGGACGCUCGUGGCAUUCCGUGCAGGCAGCCGAGGCUCUGUGGUGGAUACAGUACGGAGCCCUGGAAAGUGACGGGAAAAGCUGGCGGUACACCUGGUCCACAGAAGAUAGAGCACAGUGGCCCUCUCGGAGGUGGUGACUACAACACGGAUACGGACAGUUACUCCCAGGAACAAGCCUGUCCUCAGCCUGUGGCCAGAGACAGCAGACACCCAAGUACGCAGAGCAGCCAGGAGCCCAGUCGGAGCCCCCAGGAUUAUUCCCCCCACCAUCUGACCACUGAGACUGUGGAGGGGUCCCUCUACCCCAGCAACCAUGACAGAAUGGCAAAGAAAAAGCUUACGGCACCACCGGAUGGGAAAGGGGCCUGGCCUUCGGCAAGGCCGCGUGAGCCAGACUCCAGGGGCCUGCAGCUCUCCCCUGCGGUGACGCCAGGUAACCCCGCGCCCACAGGAGCCGCCUCAGGCUUUCCUGGCGCCCCUACUGAAGGCCGGCACCUGCUUCUCCCAAACGGACAGCUCCCCAAAGCUUGUGCCUCCAGUCCCGAGUCCGCACCACUGACAGCACAGCCCCCCGGGAAGCGGAGCGUGCCGCUGCUGUUUGCACCAAAAAGCUGAACUUUGUCUACCUCCGCUCCUGGCGAUCUCUACAGGAGGAGGUAGGAGAGGCCGUGAGGCAGCGCGGCUUCAAGCGUCACUGAUCUGUGCAUAGUUGUCACUUCCAUGUGGAGUAGCAGUAGUUUAAAGGCCUUGCACCUGAAGCACAGAAAUGCAGGAGGCUGGCAUGUACAAAAGGCAGGGAAGUAUUUGAUACCAUUGUACAUAAGAGUUUUCAGAGAUUUCAUAUAUAUAUUAUAUAUCUUUGACAGAGGCUAUUUUAAUCUUUAGUGCAUGGUUAACAAAUCCUACAAUUUUGACAAUAUUAUUUUUCGUAUCAGGUUGCUGUUUAAUUUUGGAGAGGGCGGGGGGGCUACUUCUGGUGCCUUAAUGCACGGAUGGCAUUUAUAGAAGCUAAAAACCAUAUUUGUUCCCAGGAGUUUUUGGUGGAUGAGAAGGACAGGGAGUCCUUGGAGUAGACCUGCACUUUGGAGGCCCGGCCCCUUAGGGUGCUUUCCAGUCAGAGUCGGUGCACAGGGAGCCCAGGCGCAACAUGGACCUGUGCAGGGAGGGGCUCUUCCUGGUAGGUUUAAGUUCCUUCUCGAGCAAAGUAGAACCAGAGGUCUUAACCCGUCACAAGCAUUGGUUCUGAAGGGUUAAGCCCUGCCUUUCUUCUAGAUAAAAGCAGAUGUGGUAAUUGUCAUUUGAGGCUUUUUAAUAAGAUAUAGAGGCUGCUGGUGUUGGUACCUGUGGAUUUUUCAGUAGUAAUGUUUUGGUUUGCCAAUAGAAUUGGUAAUAAUUUGGCCUUGGGGGAGAAAAAGUUCCGGUCCCUACCUUUUAGGCUGGCUCCUCUCUGCUGAGGAUGUGUAGCAAGUCUGUCCAGUCUUCCCUUCACACAGACAGACCUAGUCUUGGACUAGACAAGAUUUAGUCCCCCAUCUGGCUAUAUUUGCACUUUUGAGACCUGUAGCUAACCAUCUUGUGAGUGCCAAUGUGUAAUUUCAGGAAAAACUACAUUGAAACAAACAAGGUCCUUAAAAUCUCAGAAAGCAAGUUCCUUUAGCCAAAAAGCUGAAGGUAGGUAUUGAUAAAAUGGUUAACCUAUGUUAAGUAUCACUGUUCUAAAGGCUAAGCACAUUUAGAAGUUUGUUCUCAACAGUCAGCUGAUUGUUACUUCCACAAAAUAUGUGAAUUUGCUGCUUCUGAGAGGCAAUGUGAAAGAGGAAGUAUUACUUUUAUGUACAGAGUUAUUUAUUUAUAGAAAUUUUGGUACAAUGUACAUUGGAAAACAUGUAAAAUAUUGGAGUGUCUAACAAAUGGCAUUGAAGUGUUUUUAAUAAAGGUUCAUUUAUAACUGUU
This is a messenger RNA of Manis pentadactyla (Chinese pangolin), 4605 nucleotides long. It is a transcript of the gene LRIG1, whose product is annotated as leucine rich repeats and immunoglobulin like domains 1. The record is from RefSeq and is a predicted model, not a curated record. Lineage: Eukaryota; Metazoa; Chordata; Mammalia; Pholidota; Manidae. The transcript is spliced from 19 exons. Gene Ontology annotation, molecular function: protein binding. The coding region runs from base 1 to 3267 and encodes 1088 amino acids.